UCAGGAGUGAAGGAGCUGUCAGCGGCAGUGGAGGAUCCACACUGCUCACUGGAGACUCUCAGGUAUGGACACACAACAGGAGCUCAUGGGUUGUGUCUUGACCAAUGACCUGUCUUCCUGUCUGACUGUCUCUCUUCCUGCAGGGUGGACCAUGGUGGACAGCAGUGGCUCAAACCUGGUGUGAGGAAGUAUGAUCCUCAAGUCACAGCGGAGCCAUUCCAUGAAAAUCCAGACCUCGAGUGCUCACAGACAAACAAGGGUCCAUUCCAUUUUGAGCCAAACAUAUCGUAUGAGCAUGGAGGGAUUUCAUACAGGUUCAGAGGCACUUGUCCCGGUGUGUUCCUGUGUAAGCUGACUGGGAUUGGCUUUACUAUGACUCGAGGGGGAGAGUUGCUGUACAAGAUCAUCCAGUGGGAUGAAGAACUCCUCCAAGCAGCUGGAAAAGUCCCUGCAGGUCCACUGUUUAACAUCCAGGGUACUGCCAAUGCUGUGUCACAGCUGCACCUCCUGCACUGUGAGCCAAACCCCAUCACACUUCCCACUGGCCUGUCUGCAGUCCACAUGAGUGAUGAAGGAAUCAGCAUCCUGGAGCCACUGGAGAUAAAUGAAUCUCAUGUUGUUGUAGACGUCAGUAAUUUUUCUGACUUUGGCUUGGUAGAUUAUGUCAGAGGGCUUCUAAAUAUUGAAAGACCAAUAAGUAGCCAGGUGCUACUGUUCCACUGUCCAAACUGGACUGAGAACAGCCAAAAAGUCAAUGUCUUCCUGCUGCCAAAGAACAUCCCACUCUCAGAGGUGAAACAACAUCAGCAACAUGCAUACCACAUUGAGGCCACUUCCUCCUGUAUCCUCAUCAAAGAUCACACUUACACUCUGCAGUGUCCUGAGGCACAGUUAGUCCAGCCCCCGAGUGUGCCAUUUGACCUCGACUGUGGACCAAAUUACCACCCAACGUUCGACAUGCAUUUCAGCCGGGAUAAAACAAAGGCCACUGUCACAGUCCGCACCCAGCAAGCCCAGUCUGUGUGGGAAUAUCAUGCAGACCUCACUCCUAAAGGUGUGAGGUCGGCCUUGAGCUCUCAGCUCUUCUCGGUUCUACCUCCAGAUAAUGGACCCAUCACAGCUGAUAGCACAGGUGAUUCAGGAAUACCAGCUGUGGCGUCAGUGGAAAAGAAGAAGCUGCUCUCCAUACGGAAAGACUUCAUUGACAGAGUGUCCAGCUCUGUAGUGAAGGAUCUGCUGGACAUCCUUCUGCAAAGGGAGGUCAUAAACUUCAACGAAAAGGGUCAGAUCCAAGCCAAACAGCAAGACAGGGACAUAUCAGAGGCUCUGAUUGACAUGGUGUUGAUGAAGGGAGACUCAGCUUGUAAAAUAUUUAUUGAUGCUUUUUGUAUAUUAUAUCAAUAUUUGUCUGCUGAUCUGAACCUACCCUGAAAAGACAAAGUAACUUCAGGGCUUGUGUUGAGAGUGAACAACUGGAAAUACAUUUCUGAAAGACUCUCAUCAAGUCUGAAAGAAAAAAUGACUGUUCAGUGAGAGAUCUGUAAUAAAUAUUGGGGAUGUUCCAGUACCACUUUUCUGCUGACUGAGUACAAGUAUGAGUACUGAUAUUUGAGUACGAGAAAAUAUCAAGUAUAGAUCUCAGUAAUCAGCAUAUAACAAAUUAAAUUCUUUGUUGUUGUUGUUGUUGUUGUUGUUGUUGUUUUUUACUGCUAAUAUUACUGAAAUAAUGCCCUGGUGUUAUGUUCAAGUGAGAACAAACUAUUUAGGUACCAGCUUAUAUUGCCAGUCAAUAUAAUCUGCCAAAAUACUUUAUGCAAUAUGAAAAUACAACAGCAACUUCAACGUGUGUGAACUAAUUCAUACUUGAAUAACACUGAUCAUUAGUCAUAGCCUGUUGAUCAUAAUGACACAUGGUGGAUGCUCUAGUACUGGGCUCAACUUCUGAAGCACCACAGCAGCUGAUAUCUUCAUCUUUACAAAGGAAAAACAGAAAUAUAUUUUACUGUUGAUUUAGAAAAGUUCACAAGUGAUGAGCCUGAAAGAAAUACUGAUAAAUUACUCCUCAACUACGAUGUAAGGUUGCCUGGAUCAUAUUUACAUGAUGUAAACGUGUACAGGGCGUCCAAAGAGAACCAGUGUUAAAUAAUAAUAACAAUAAUCCUCUAAACAAACACCAGGUCCACUUGCUCCAGCUCUUGCUAGUGCUCUCCCCUCUUCCACAUCGACCACACAUGGAAGUGCCGUGCUGCAACAGCUGCUUCACGCUGGUUGACAUGUUGCAGGUAUCGGGUGCUGUCAUGAGCCAGUAUUUGGCGAGUACCAGUUCAGCAAAAUAGGCCGGUAUCAGAGGGACCAAUGCUGGGAUCAGGAUCAGGACGUCCCUAAUAAAAACCUUCACUUUUCACCUAAUGCUGCACAAUCAGUGAGCUUGUGAUUUCAGACCAGGAACUGCCAGAAAUAUCUGUGCCUGUUUCAGUGCUUCAGUAAUCAGAUUACUUUGACUUUAUUGGAAGUGUAAAAGAGUUUGAAAUGUGUUUUAAUAAUUAUUGCUUUCAAUUUGCAUUUAUUGUUGUUUUGUUGAAUAUUUGUGAAUUUUAUCUCAGUUGGUGAUUUUUUUUCCCAUUAUUUUAUUGAUUUCUUCCUCUGAAAAGUUCCUCCUGCACUCAGCUGUGUGGAUCAGUACUGGGGACUUGGGGGUGGGGGGGGGGGUGGGGUUACAGAAGCCCAGGAGGUACAAACAAGGCAGAGGAUAGUUGAGGGAUAACAUGCUGCUGUGAAAAUAUGUCAUUAUGUACAGAAUACAUUUAGUCAGUGACGUUUAAUCCUUCCAUGCAUAUCGUUUACUGUCAUAUCCUAUCAUGUUGUCAAGCUGUUUUGUGUUGUUUAAAUUUUGUGGAACCUUGUAAAUUGUGAAACCUUUGGCUGUAUGCUUUCAUGUCAAGAGAAUUUUGGACCAAGUCCAGAUGGAAAACCACUAUUAUAAUAUUUUCACUUAAAGUUCCAUGGGACACUGUGAGAAGGACACACUGCCUUGACUUGAGUUGAUAAACUGGGUUGAGUGAAGCCAUGGUGGAGAAGGUUGGAGUUCAGUGAGAGUGUUAGCCUUACUCUCAGUCAGCUGACUUGUCUGUAUCCUUCGCAAUCCUAAGAUAAAACCUUGUGCAACAUCAACAUCUUGACUCCU
Messenger RNA from Salarias fasciatus (jewelled blenny), 3184 nucleotides. RefSeq lists its product as uncharacterized. Lineage: Eukaryota; Metazoa; Chordata; Actinopteri; Blenniiformes; Blenniidae. The transcript has 9 exons. The coding region runs from base 373 to 1431 and encodes 352 amino acids. The record is from RefSeq and is a predicted model, not a curated record. Gene Ontology annotation, biological process: regulation of apoptotic process.